UUUAGAAUGGGAAGAAAAUAGCAUAAUCACCGACAUGUGACUUCCUGGAGAUUGUAAACAAUUUCGACCGUCUGGUUUACAGAGCUUGUUGUUAAAACGUAGAGAGAAGGAUAUGGGACCAUACGCAAGUGUGUUCAUCACCCCAGCUAAUAAGGCUUGUUCAAGGAAUACCAAUCCCAAGAAACCCAACUGGAUAACUGCACAUGCUAUUGCAUCAGAAUUGAGCAUUGCCGAGGUAGAGAGGCUAUGGGUGAGGUUCCAACAGUUGGGGUGUAACCCGGACAGUGGAGAGCUCACAGAGGCUGCACUCAACAAGUCGGACUACAGUCAGGAUGUCUUCAUGAAAAAUAUUUUGAAAAAGUAUUUUGAAGGUGCUACUAAAAAGAUCACAUUCGAGAAUUUUCUGCGAGCUUUGAAAUGGACUGAGCAAGCAACUAUUGAUGAGAAAAUAAGAGCUAUUUACUAUUUCUUGGGCAAUGGGAACCCCAUCACUCCAGACUUGAUGUUGAAAAUCUGGGAGAGAGUGGAGCCAGAAAAACAAGCUGAGCAGAGAAAGAAAGUGGUGGAAAUUUUGUUUCAAGUCAUGGACACUGACGGCACACGUCAGGUAGACGAGGAGAAGUUCCUGGCGGGUGUGAAGCGUCUACCCGGAGACUACCUGGACUACUAUCUCAACUUUCAGAUCCUCCCAGAGGAAAUGAAGGAGCGCCUUCAUAAAAACCUGCAAGAGUUUCGUUCAGACAGUCAGUUGGGCCCCGGUCCCCCCACUGCACGGCAGCCAUCUGUCAGACAGAAGCCCCGCUCUCGCCUACAUCGACAGGUUGUGCCUGAACAAGCAUGUCGGGAGGUAGCUGAGAAAAUAUUCAAGAAAGACUGGAUGAGAGUGGCCAAUAAGCUUGGUUUCUUCACACAGGAUGUUGAGGAGAUUAGAUCUGCAUAUCCUAAUAAUGUUCAACAUCAGGUGUUCCAGAUGCUGAGGCAGUGGCGGGAGAGGGAUGGAGACGAGGCCACCACGGAUGUCCUUGAGAGGGCUCUCGUGGACUGCAACAUGCAGGACGCAGCCAUAGUCCUCACCAGCUACUAGGCAAUAAUGGGGCUUAAUGAAUGUGUGUUAAGUAUCGUCCAUGGUUAACCAGUGCAGUCUGCACAGAUUUAUCAUGGACGGCACUUUCCGCUUAAACUUUUUUUUGCAUAAAAGAGGACUUCCUAUAUACGAAAAAUACCCCGAUGUCCUGGACAGGGCGCUGUUGGACUGCAAGAUGAAAGACCCAGCCAUCCUCCUCAACAGCUGCUAGACGUGUAUAUACUGGUCUUAUAUAGAGGGUCACUCUGCGAAAACUGGUGUUAAUGCAUGUGGGUAAAGGGUCGUCCCAAAUCAGGCACAACAUUUCCGCCUAAACUGGAUUUUCAUUUAAACAAAAAUGUCCAUAAAAGUGGAAAGUUUCAUCCUUAGCAUGUGAUGACUGAUCAGGCUUAUGUGGGAAGAAACUUGACGCUCAUGCAACAAGCCCUGUUUUCCAAGAACAUGGCUUAAUUGAACUAUGAAGCUAUAAGCCCAACUUGAAGUGACACGCUACAUCCAUCUUCACCUGCUGCUAGUAUCCGUGUAUGGAGGGAUAUACAUGAGAGCUGCUAGCUGUGGCCAUCUUAUGGGACAUGCGCACAUGUCACCUGUCCUACAUGGAACAUAGUAUGGUAGCUACUACCGGUAGACCUGCAUUGCUGGACAUACUUUACAGUUGAUUGCAAAUUAACUGAGAAAUGUCUAUUGUUCAGAUGUGAAUAAUUUAAAUGAAAAUCUACAUACUAAAUUCAAUUUUUAUUUAUUUUAUAAUUUAACUAGAAAAUGAAUCAGACAGUGGAAAUGCUGAUGGAAAACUUACAGAGCUGGGUCUCUAGUGACUUUGUCUAUCAUGAUUGUAAUCUGCAGGCUGAUAUCUAUUUAAGAUGUUGGUAUCUAAAACAUUCUUAAUAAAGGUUAUUGCUUAGUC
Molecule: messenger RNA, 1991 nt
Organism: Dreissena polymorpha
Lineage: Eukaryota; Metazoa; Mollusca; Bivalvia; Myida; Dreissenidae
Exons: 9
Coding region: 113-1084 (323 amino acids)
Biological process (GO): positive regulation of extrinsic apoptotic signaling pathway; TRAIL-activated apoptotic signaling pathway
Cellular component (GO): CD95 death-inducing signaling complex; cytoplasm
Molecular function (GO): calcium ion binding; death receptor binding; caspase binding
Source: RefSeq, a predicted model, not a curated record